Molecule: messenger RNA, 1410 nt
Organism: Mesorhabditis belari
Lineage: Eukaryota; Metazoa; Nematoda; Chromadorea; Rhabditida; Rhabditidae
Source: the annotation of a GenBank genome assembly
AUGGAUUCGCCUGUCGAUGAUUUUGUUGUUCAUCACCAUGCCAUCGCACGGGCAGCAGUUCCAGGUCAGCCAUCAUCAGCUGAAACAGGGAUGGGAGCUGCAUCGAUAGGGAACAUUCUUCGAGGAACACGAGGACAUCUUUCAUCUUGGAUUGGUAGUGUUUCUCAGUGGUUAGGUUCAUCAGGUGGUCGAGGCGACGAUCCACCAAUCUCACUCGACAGUUGCCCGUCCACUCCACUCGGAUCACUGCGCAGCGUUUCUGGGGCCACAAUGGCUUCGACAUCGGCUGCUGAUGAUCCCUACUAUACGGUGGAAAUUGGUGAUACUCGAUUGGUGGUGCUGAAAAGGUAUCAAAAUCUGCGCAUCAUCGGAAGUGGAGCUCAAGGCAUUGUUUGUGCCGCUCACGAUACGAUACGCAAUGAGCCAGUUGCAAUCAAAAAGCUCUCUCGACCCUUUCAAAAUGUCACCCAUGCAAAACGGGCCUAUCGAGAGUUCAAGCUGAUGAACCUCGUUCAUCACAAAAAUAUAAUCGGACUACUGAAUGCGUUCACUCCUCAACGUUCACUACGGGAAUUUGAUGAUCUCUACAUUGUAAUGGAGCUCAUGGAUGCUAAUUUAUGUCAGGUAAUAAAUAUGGAUUUGGAUCAUGAGCGUCUCUCGUAUCUUCUCUAUCAGAUGCUUUGUGGGAUUCGGCAUCUGCAUGCUGCUGGGAUUAUUCAUCGGGACCUAAAACCAUCCAAUAUCGUCGUCAAGAGUGAUUGCACACUGAAAAUUUUGGACUUCGGCUUGGCGAGAAGUGCCGGUGAUUCCUUUAUGAUGACUCCUUAUGUGGUGACAAGAUAUUAUCGAGCACCCGAGGUUAUUCUUGGAAUGGGAUAUGAGGCUAAUGUCGAUAUUUGGUCAAUUGGAUGUAUAUUUGGAGAACUGGUUAGGGGACGAGUACUAUUCCCAGGCACAGAUCAUAUCGAUCAAUGGACAAAAAUCGUGGAACAACUUGGGACUCCUUCAAGGGGAUUUCUUGAGAGAUUGCAAGCAACAGUACGGAAUUAUGUUGAAAAUCGUCCAUCAUAUCGUCCAAUAUCGUUCGAAGUUCUCUUUCCCGAUGCGAUGUUUCCUCAACCAACAGACAAUGCUCGGUUAACUGCCGCACAAGCUCGUGACUUGUUGAGUCGAAUGUUGGUGAUUGAUCCAAAAGAAAGAAUCUCGGUGAAUGAAGCACUCCAACAUCCAUAUGUGAAUGUGUGGUUUGAUGAGAGUGAGGUUUUCGCUCCGCCGCCCGAACAAUACAAUAACGAGGUGGAUAAAAGGGAACAUUCCGUUGAUGAGUGGAAAACAUUGAUUUACAAUGAGAUUGUGCAAUAUGAGAGGACUCAUGAUGUAUAUGGAGGAAGUACAGGAACGGGAAGAGUU